UGUGUGUGUGUGUGUGUGUUAGAGAGUGAGAGAGAGAGUCAGAGGGAGAACCACUAGGUCUACUUCUUUAAAACUGUUUGUCUUAUUGAUCAGGCAGCUUGAUGCUUUUUAUAUCUUAUAAAUUUACAAAUUUGAUCUCUAGAGUAGAAAACAAACACAGGACAAAAAAGCAGAGUUCGUCUUCAGAAAGUGAGCAGCAUGGGUGUCCGGGCCACGCUCGCUGUCCUCCUUCUGUUCAUAGCUACUGUCGAGGCUGGUGAAGGAGGAGUAGAAUUCUGGAAGCUAGAUUUCACGAUGAUCUGUCCAGAAAAAGGGAAUUGGUCCAAGAAAACAGAAGCUACAGAACAUACACUAAAGGAAAAGUAUAAACUCCAGUAUGAUGGCAAAACCAAAGGCUCAUACUACUGUGAAUGGAAGGAUACCAAUAAUCAUCCCGUAAAAUAUUAUUUCUACGUGAAAGGAAAGGUGUGUAAAGAUUGUUUUGAGCUGGACGCUUCUCUGUUUGGGUUGGUCAUUGCUGUGGACGUGCUGGCGACAGCAAUUGUGAUGAUGGUUAUCUUCAAGUGCACCAAGAAGAAAAGCUCAGCUGGACUCUCACAGGCCUCCAAAGCACCUGCUCGUUCAGGAGGCCGGGCUCAAGCUGCCCAAUCUCCUACCUAUGAGCCGCUGAGUCCUCACACUCGCGCCCAGGAUCCUUACUCCGUCGUGAACAGGAUGGGAUAGAGACAAGUCACCUGACUGCGCCUGGCGGUCACUGGUUUAACGACUGCACAGACGACAUUCACAAAAGACAUACAUGCACACCAAUCAUGCUCCCAGCAUGCAAACAUUUGGCUUUUGUUCUCUUGGAUUUGAAGGGUCACUUAACCUAACUGUAUGGCAAAAACAAAAACUUAUUUUCUCACUCACUCCCAGUAUUACGUAUAAGGUAAUGUAGCUGAGGUCUCUUUGUCCAGGUGUGCUGCAACCACCGCGGUACAUUAGACGUAGGGCUGGGUAUCUAGGUACUUUUGAACGGGAAAAUGUUAUUCAGUGAAAAUUGUCUAUAAAAGACGCCAUCUAAAGUACAUUUUAAACUAUAUUUGAUGAUUUAUUCUGGUAGAUCAUGACAUUACAUUAGUAGAAGACAAUCAGAUCUGAUCGUAUCGGUGUGGAGACAGAAAAAUCAAAACUAUCUGCAUGCUUAGCUACCAUGAGAGGUAAAUGAGAAUACAUGUUUUUUUUUUGUAAAUAUACAUAAUGUAUUAUAAUCUUCAGUUUUUUGACUGGUUCUAAUACAAUUAUAUGAUUUAGCAUUGAGGUCAUAGUGGUGGUGUUUCACUGGACUACAUUAUAUUCGGAGGUGUUUUAAUCUGCCCCCGCUCAUGAAUGAAUAAUGUGACGGACAAAAAAUUAGAAACACCUUUUACCAUGACCUCAGUAAUAAACAUAUAGUUGAAUUUACACAUUUUCAACAAUGUCACCAAAGAUGUAUUAUUAUCAGCUUCGUAAAGGUAGAAUUUAUGGCAGAGCUGCUGUAUUGCAUUACAGUAGAUUGCACAGGUGUACCUAAUAAAGUGGACGCUGAGUGUAUAUAUGUUUUUUUUAUAGUGUAUUGACCCUUUAAUAUAAAACGUUGGCAGAGAGUCUAAUUUACAAUAGUGUUAUAAAUAAAAAAUCAUAUUGUCAUUCCAAAUACCUGUUUUCUGUGCAUUUAAUGUUUAUGUCAUUAUAAGUUCUGAAUAAUGUCAUUAAAGGUCUUAUUGAUAACAUUUUUAUGUAGAUGAAUACUUAAAAAAAAAUAAUAAUAAUACAUCCACAGAGCUUUU
This is a messenger RNA of Sebastes umbrosus (honeycomb rockfish), 1808 nucleotides long. Its product is annotated as T-cell surface glycoprotein CD3 epsilon chain-like. The record is from RefSeq and is a predicted model, not a curated record. Gene Ontology annotation, biological process: cell surface receptor signaling pathway; positive thymic T cell selection. Bases 199 to 723 code for a protein of 174 amino acids. The transcript is spliced from 5 exons. NCBI's taxonomy places the organism in Eukaryota, Metazoa, Chordata, Actinopteri, Perciformes, Sebastidae. Gene Ontology annotation, molecular function: transmembrane signaling receptor activity. Gene Ontology annotation, cellular component: external side of plasma membrane; alpha-beta T cell receptor complex.